AUGCGUCUCAGCCACACUACACUAUUGAUUGCAGCUGCAUUGUUCAUUCGUAGCAGUGAUUCUAAGCCAACUUCGCAAGUUCCUACUAUUCGAAGGCCAAACACCACGCCACUUCGAUUAGUAAACGUCGAAGCAAUGGAACAAGCUCGUGCCCGUAGUGCUGUGGAGAUAGCGCGAGCAAGAGUUGCUGCUGAAAUUGCAAAGAAGGCGCAAUUUGGGACAGAACGCUUGGGAUAA
Messenger RNA from Plasmopara halstedii, 237 nucleotides. Its product is annotated as RxLR-like protein. NCBI's taxonomy places the organism in Eukaryota, Oomycota, Peronosporomycetes, Peronosporales, Peronosporaceae. The coding region runs from base 1 to 237 and encodes 78 amino acids. The record is from RefSeq and is a predicted model, not a curated record. The transcript is spliced from 2 exons.